Lodderomyces parapsilosis is the source of this 1251-nucleotide messenger RNA. RefSeq lists its product as uncharacterized. The transcript has a single exon. NCBI's taxonomy places the organism in Eukaryota, Fungi, Ascomycota, Pichiomycetes, Serinales, Debaryomycetaceae. Bases 1 to 1251 code for a protein of 416 amino acids. The record is from RefSeq and is a predicted model, not a curated record.
AUGGUGUCAAUUACAGGAUUCUUGAUCGUCUUGAGUCUCCCAUUGAGACUACUUUGGGUAGCCAUUAAAUACCCCCUUGACGGAGGUGCGAAAGGGGGAAAAUACCACAGCAGUCUUGUCAAAGCUUUAAAGUUGGAAGUUUGCAAAUUUGCUAUAUCUUUAUCAGUGCUGGAUAGUUCUUUUUUGGCCCUUGCGAGUACAAACUUUGUCAUCAACACAUUCAUCAAGACAUUACACUCUAGCUUGACCACGUUAAACAACUAUGGUAAAAGAUACGAUAAGCAAAGUUUUUGGAUUGUGGAAGCUGAGGAGAGGUCUAAUUCAGAUCCCAUUAUUAUUUUUUGUCAUGGCGGUGGUUACUUUCUUGAGACUCAACCUCAGCAAAUCGAAAGUUUAUUAAGUAUUUACUACUUACUUGAUGAGGAGAAGAGACGCAGGACGUCGAUCUUGGUGCUUGAAUAUGGCUUAGCAUGUCAUGGACAUCUUAUUGGCACGCAAGUAUAUGAGCUUGCAGCAACGUAUACUAAAUUGGCCUCAGAGGGGAAUGACAAUUUUGUAUUGAUGGGGGACUCUUGUGGUGGUAACUUGCUGAUUGUGUUUUUGCAAUACUUGAAACAGCAACAACAGCAAGCGCCAAAGUUACCGUGGCCAAGAUCUUUGGUGCUUAUUUCUCCCUGGAUAAAGCUUGUACCUGAUGAAUUUCAACUUACACCUGGACACUCGUAUCACGAUAAUGAGCAGUACGACAUGGUCCAAGCAAGCUUUAUGCUUGAUCGCAAGAGGCAAAGUGAUUUGUUUGGUAACACCAGUUAUGCAAAUCUAUUCAUUUCACCGGGGAAUGUUGAAUACAAAGUCAGCGAUUGGUGUGAUAUUCCAACUUUACAUGGUAAAGGAUAUUCUACAUUUGUAAUUGCUGGUGAGCACGAGAUUUUUCGUGAUGAUAUAUUGGAAUGGGCCAAGUACGCAUUGAACUCUUCUUUGCAGCCACCGAAGCAGGACUCGGGUGGUAGGUUCAACUCUAAAAUACACCAGUUUAAAAACGGUGAUGAUGAUAAUGAAGAUAAUGCGUAUGUAGAAUUGGUCAUUGAGCCUUGGGGUAUACACGAAUCGGCCAUUUUCUUUGAGGCCAAUGCCCUCGCUUUGAUAGAAAAGGGUGUACAGUUGAAAGACUUGGAUACCGUGGAAUAUUUUGGUACUGUCAAGAUAGCCCAAUUUAUGAACAAGACUUUGGUGGUGAAGCAAAAUGAUUAG